This is a messenger RNA of Acanthopagrus latus (yellowfin seabream), 2436 nucleotides long. It is a transcript of the gene galnt18b, whose product is annotated as UDP-N-acetyl-alpha-D-galactosamine:polypeptide N-acetylgalactosaminyltransferase 18b. Gene Ontology annotation, cellular component: Golgi apparatus. The record is from RefSeq and is a predicted model, not a curated record. The transcript has 11 exons. Bases 1 to 1830 code for a protein of 609 amino acids. Lineage: Eukaryota; Metazoa; Chordata; Actinopteri; Spariformes; Sparidae.
AUGGCUUGCACCAGGAGAACCAAAACUUUGGUGUCCACAUGCGUGAUCCUGAGCGGCAUGACCAACAUCGUGUGCCUGCUCUAUGUCGGAUGGGUCACCAAUUACAUCGCCAACAUUUACAUCAAGGUGCCGAUGCCUUUAGCGGAGAGAAAGUUGGAGGGUGACAAGAAAGGGGACACCAUUCGGAUCAUGGAGAGGCUCGAUCGGCUGGAGAAUGUGGUCAACCAGCACAUACAAGAGACUCCAGGGAGGGGAGAGGACGGUCAGGCGGACACAUCAUUCUCUGACUCAUCGCUGUUCGCUCACUGGGGUCAGGAGCUGGGUCCGGACAACCGACGGGUGGCACUGAAGAUGUUCCAGUACUAUGGAUAUAAUGGCUACCUCAGUGAUCGUCUCUCUCUAGACAGGCCAAUACCAGACCUGAGGCCUGAUGGGUGCAGGAACAUCACUUAUCCUUUAAACCUCCCUCAAGUGAGCAUUGUGUUCAUCUUUGUGAAUGAAGCCUUGUCCGUCAUCCUGCGGUCCAUUCACUCCGCUAUCAACCGGACGCCCUCCACCCUUCUCAAGGAGAUAAUCCUGGUGGACGACAACAGCAAUAACAAUGACCUAAAGGAGAAGCUGAUGGAUUUUGUGUCCGAGACAAACAGCCAGCGUCCGGGCUUCAUCAAGGUGGUGCGGCAUUCCAAGCAGGAGGGUCUGAUCCGGUCCAGAGUGAGCGGGUGGAGGGCUGCCACCGCCCCAGUCGUUGCCCUGUUCGAUGCCCACGUUGAGUUCAACGUCGGCUGGGCUGAGCCCAUCCUGCAGAGAAUUAAAGAAGACAGAACCCGCAUAAUCUCCCCAUCAUUUGACAACAUCAAAUACGACACGUUUGAGAUCGAAGAGUAUCCGCUGUCAGCCCAGGGCUUUGACUGGGAGCUUUGGUGUCGCUACCUCAACCCACCCAAGUCCUGGUGGCACAAGGGCAACAAGAGUGCACCAAUCCAGAGCCCGGCCCUGAUUGGCUGCUUCGUCGUGGAUAGGCUGUACUUUGAGGAGAUUGGCCUGCUGGAUGAGGGGAUGGAGGUGUACGGGGGAGAGAAUGUGGAGCUUGGCAUCAGGGUGUGGCAGUGUGGCGGCAGUGUUGAGGUCCUGCCCUGUGCCCGCAUCGCCCACAUAGAGCGUGCUCAUAAACCCUACACCGAGGACCUGACGUCUCAUGUGCGGCGAAACGCCCUCAGAGUUGCGGAAGUUUGGAUGGAUGAGUUUAAGAGUCACGUCUACAUGGCCUGGAAUAUUCCCAUGGAGGACUCGGGGAUUGAUAUCGGCGACAUCUCUGAGAGGAAGGCUCUGAGGAAGAGGCUGCAGUGUAAGACUUUCCGUUGGUACCUGGUCAACAUGUACCCCGAGAUGAGGAUGUACAGCGACACCAUCGCGUACGGAGUGCUGAAAAACUCCCUGAAGAAUGAUCUGUGUCUGGACCAGGGGCCCGACAAUGACAACACACCCAUCCUGUAUCUCUGUCACGGGAUGACACCUCAGAAUGUGUACUACACCAGUACUCAGCAGCUCCACAUCGGCCUCCUCAGCCCCACCGUUGACGACGAUGACAACAAGUGCCUGGUGGAUGUGAACAGCAGACCGCGCCUCAUCGAGUGCAGCUACGCCGCCGCCAAACGCAUGAAGCUCCACUGGCUCUUCACUCAGGGAGGAUCCAUUCAGAACAGGAAAUCAAAGAGAUGCCUCGAGCUUGUAGCGAGCAGUGACAAUGAGUUCGGCUACCAACUGGCUCUGCAGAAAUGUACUGGACAGAAAUGGUUCAUCACAAACGUGCUGUUUAGCAGCUCCUUAUAAUCAACUGCUGAAAGGAACACGGCAGUGAAUAGCACACCGGACUGGAUGGAGAUGUUUUCUUUUGUGUGCACAUGUAUAUGCGUGAGUCAGCGUGUGUGUGUGUGUGUGUGUGUGUGUGUGUGUGUGUGUGUGUGUGUGUGUGUGUGUGCGUGUGUGUGGAAGGAUACGACGGAAAAGUGGUGCCCGUUUGAACAAAUGUUAGUUUGAGCACCACGAUGUCCGCUGACAAGCAGUCGACAUCACAUCAUAAAUGUUAAACAUUUUAUUUUGCCUACACGAUCAGCCAGAGUUGGCAAAUAUUUUGCAGAUUUGAAAAGGUAGAAUAUUUAGUAUAUUUUGUGGUAAAUACAGUACAGUCAGAUUUUUGUUGACUUGGGUCCAAUAUGUUUUUGUACUGUUAAUAUUUGCUACUGUGUAGCAAGCUUUCUGAACUCGUCCCUGCUGUAAUUAUUUUGAUUUAGUGUCUCAGGUUUGUAGGUUUAUUAUGCGAUUCAGCUGUAUAGUCGUGGGAAAAUGUUGGAACAAAUCCAAAAUGACAGAUUAUUUUCUAAGUGUUGAUAUUUCCAAUUAUUUGUAAUAUGUAACAGUAAAAUAACUCCUGUAAAC